AGAGUAAAUAACUGUUAAUUGCCAGCCCACUGAAUCUCCGGCUAACCUUUCCUCAUACAUACAUUGUACAUAUGUAUAUUUUAAACUAAACUCAACCCAUUAAGUGCGAAAUCCACACCCGGAUCGUGGGGGCGGGGAGUUAUCCACUUCGGGGCUAGAACUAGAGGCUAAGACUCGGAUGCGGUCUAUCGUAUGUACUUUGCGCACACAAACACCAACGCUGCAAAGGCAAACAAUCUGUUAUUGAACGCCGACGUCGGCGUCGCAUUGUUGUUGUUUCUGUUUUUGAUUUCGGACAGCACCUGCAAUUUUAGUUGUAGUUUCAGUUUUAGUUUUGGGUUCUUGGCAAGCGGACGACGCGCCUUAAAAAGUAUAGUUUUAUUUGAUUUGCGAUGCUAAAAUCGAUAUUGACCGUUAUUCGCUUGCACCUGGAGGAGCUGUGGCUCAGGAUCCUGGGGUACAUCAUGCGCCGGUUCCUGCGAUCGGCCAUGAUUGUCUUCAGCUGGUUCGUGGUCCCCUACAGCCGAUACACCAACAUCAAGGUGAUCCGGCGCAAGCUGCCGCCGAUCCGGAGCCACCUGCUCGAGAUACCCGCCGUCGACCUGGCCAAGCUGAUUCGCACUAGAAAGAUUAAAAGCGAAGAAGUCGUGGAAGCCUACAUCGAGCGAUGUCGACAGGUGAAUCCACUGAUAAAUGCCAUCGUUCAGGAUCGUUUCGAGGAGGCUUUGCAGGAGGCCCGUGAGAUAGACCGGGUGAUAGCCAUGGGCAUUAACAGCGUGGAGUCGAUGGAGGAGCUGACGCCGCUGCUGGGCAUUCCGGUGACCGUCAAGGAGAGCAUCGCCGUCAAGGGGAUGACCAACCAGGCGGGUCGGGUGUUCAAGACGCCGCAGAUCGCCAAGUCGGAUGCGCCGGUGGUGGAGCAGAUCAAGCGCUCCGGCGGAAUCAUCCUGCUGGUGUCCAACACCCCGGAGCUGUGCCUACUCUGGGAGACGUACAACAACGUGACGGGUCAGACGAAGAAUCCGUACGACCUGAAGCGCACGCCGGGCGGAUCCUCCGGCGGCGAGGCGGCGCUCCUGGCCAGCGGUGCCUCCCUGCUGGGCCUCACCUCGGACAUCGGCGGCUCCUCGCGCCUGCCGGCCAUGUUCAGCGGCAUCUGGGGCCACAAGCCCACGCCGUACGCCGUCUCCUUCCGCGGCCACCAUCCCACGAGCGACUUUCCCAAGUGGGGCGACUUCUUCACCAUCGCCCCGAUGACGCGCUACGCGAAGGACCUGCCGCUGCUGCUCAAGUGCAUGAGCGAUCCCACGGGUCCGAAGUUGACCCUGGACCGGGCGAUCAGUGUGAACGGCAUCCGGUUCUUCUUCAUGGACAACGACGGGCCGUCGGGCAUGAUGAGGCCACUGAGCCGGGAUCUUCAUGCGGCCAUCAAUCGCGUGGCCACCGACUUCAACGCCAAGCGGGUGAACAUCCGCAAGAUGAAGUGGUCGCUGGACAUCUCGCUCUCGGCGAUGCUCACGAUGAAGAACAUCGAGACCAUCUACCACAAGACGGAGGAGGGCGAGCAGCCCAAGACCGUCUGCAAGGAGACGGUGAAGUACUUCUUCGGCUGCUCGGACAGCAUCCUGCCGUCGGUGAUCUUCGGCCACCUGCAGAACUUCAUGAAGAUCAUACCGAACUCGCGCCACAAGCACCUGGCCAGCAUCAUCGAGGCGCUCAAGACUGAAUUCAAGGAGAUGCUGGGCAACGACGGCGUCUUCCUCUACCCGACCUUCCCCAACACGGCGCACCAGCACUACCAGAUCUACCACAAGCUGCUGGAGCCGAUGUACAUGGCCAUCUUCAACACGCUCGGCCUGCCGGUUACCAACUGCAUGAUCGGCCUGGACCGGCGCAACCUGCCCAUGGGCAUCCAGGUGGUGGCCAAUCCCGGCCAGGAUCACCUCUGUCUGGCGGUCGCCCGGGAAAUGGAGCGCCGCUACGGCGGAUGGGUGCGUCCUCCGUCGGAGGACAGCCACAACAGCAGUGGCAAGCAGCGUGGCUAGCCAGAAAGCGAAGCUUUAUCCUGUGCGUGAUUCAAUUGUACUUUGUUUUGUUUUUAGCCAAUUGUACACUGUCGAGCAGUUAGGGAAUUUCGGAGAGACUUCGAAUGGAUUUAGGCGAGUCACUGUUAUCAGCCGGAAGAGGAAACUGGCUGAAUGAAAACUUAAGAAGUGAUGAAUCCCUAGAGCAAGCUCUUUACUUUAUCAGCAUUUUAUCGACUUAAUUCGACCUCACACACAUCACAACACCACAAACCAUUCGGUACUUUCGAAAUUAAUUAUCCCUCGCGCGUCAUCGCCCUCAUUGUAUUAAAUUAUUGUCAAAAAACUCCUCUGAGCUUGUACAUCGUAUUCGUAUUCGUACUUGUAUUAUCUUUACCUAUAUGUAAAUAUUCGUCUAGCAUGUAAGUGUUAGGUUUAUGUCGCGUACGGCAAAGAUCGAUAAAUAUAUCCAGUAUGUGUAUGUACAUUUUGUAGCAUCUCGUUUAAACAACUUUACAACUUUACGACUUUUGCAAAGAACCAAAUUUGUUGAAUAAAUACGUAACAGAAAAAAUA
Drosophila ficusphila is the source of this 2600-nucleotide messenger RNA. RefSeq names its product fatty-acid amide hydrolase 2. The coding region runs from base 393 to 2045 and encodes 550 amino acids. Lineage: Eukaryota; Metazoa; Arthropoda; Insecta; Diptera; Drosophilidae. The record is from RefSeq and is a predicted model, not a curated record. The transcript is spliced from 5 exons.